Molecule: messenger RNA, 946 nt
Organism: Pleuronectes platessa (European plaice)
Lineage: Eukaryota; Metazoa; Chordata; Actinopteri; Pleuronectiformes; Pleuronectidae
Exons: 4
Coding region: 118-762 (214 amino acids)
Source: RefSeq, a predicted model, not a curated record
AGUUUCCUGUGUUUGUGGUCUAAGUGUUACUUAUUUUGUGAGGGCCUGAAUGAUGUUAGUUCAUGUUAUGUCUUCUGAGUGGGUAAAGUGGGAGGGACUUAGAGAAGCCAGAGAAAGAUGAGUGGCAGUAAUCAGUGGAGAAUUAGUGAAAAGAUGAAGCUUCUUCUGAGCAGUCUGCUGCUGGGCUCUCUCUGUGCCAUCUCAUCUCGCAGUGCUUCAUCUACAGACAUUGUGACCCAGACCCCUGAUGUUUCUGUCACGGAGGGCGACGCUCUAAACAUCACCUGCUGCUUCAACUCGAUGGCUGAAAGAAUUAAGUUCUACUGGCAGAAAAAUCUGAAAGAAAUUGGGAAUCAGGUCAUCUUCGUGAAUUAUCGGUCUCAUUCCUGUUCAACUUUGACCUUUACAUAUAUAAAAAUAGAGGAUUCAGGGAAAUACAUCUGCAACGUGAAUGCGGAGAUACCGUUUCGUGUCCAGAUGGAAGGAAAUGGUACCGUCAUCACAGUUGUGCCCAGAGGGAUCAGUGAUGGCAACACAGUUCUGCACACAUUUGGCGAUGGUGCCUGGAAGGAAGUGAUGAUUUACACCCUGAGGUGCCUUCCCAUCAUUGCCAUUAUCAUAACCUCCUUCUGCAUCUACAGAUGGAAGGUUAAAGCUCAACAACAACUACCAGAUACCCCUGGCAAUCGGGACACUUCAGCCCAAAGAAUAGAAUUAGAGGAAAGAGAUGAAAUAAAUGGAAGCAGCAAGACAAGUGGAUGAAGUCAGAUGAGGCUGCAAACUGUUAACUGUAAUUCCUCGUCUUCUCCCUGGACUACUGUCACGACAAAAGAAACAAAUCUCACGCUCAUUUGAUUCAAUAUUCACCAGCAACACUUGUUGAGAACUUCUGCAAACUUCUGCAAAACAUAUAAAUAAAAAAUGAUGCUCUGUAUCUUGAAUUUUA